AUGGUAGCAAUUCCCCGCCGUCCAUUUGAAAAGGAACGAAUUGACCAGGAACUUCGUUUAAUUGGUGAAUUUGGUCUUCGAAACAAACGUGAAAUCUGGCGCGUAGCUUAUACACUCUCAAAUAUUCGUCGUGCUGCACGUGAACUACUCACGUUAGAUGAUAAAGAUCCUCGUCGGCUUUUCGAAGGAAAUGCUUUGAUCCGAAGGCUUGUUAGAAUUGGUGUCUUAGAUGAGACUAAAAUGAAACUCGACUAUGUCUUGGCUUUGAAAAUUGAAGACUUCUUGGAACGAAGGUUACAAACUCAGGUUUUUAAAUUGGGUUUGGCCAAAUCAAUUCAUCAUGCUCGUGUCCUCAUUAGGCAACGUCAUAUUCGGUAA
Molecule: messenger RNA, 378 nt
Organism: Racocetra fulgida
Lineage: Eukaryota; Fungi; Glomeromycota; Glomeromycetes; Diversisporales; Gigasporaceae
Source: the annotation of a GenBank genome assembly